GGGGCGGGGCCACAGGCGGCCAUGGCGACGUGCGGCGGCGGAGCCGGGACUGGCCCCGCUCCCGGUCCCGCUGCGGGCGGAGCGGGCGGGCGGAGGGGCCCGGCGCUGAUUUGGGCUGAAAACAAGAGGCUGAACAAGGGGACGGAUACGGUGGAGAAAAGGGGACCAUACAUCAUGAGCAAACCUCCCUCCAUUCAGGCCAAGCUGAAGAGGCAGCGUGAGCUGGUGAAGGCAGCUCUGCGAAGGCAGGGGCUGCUGGGGGGACCCACCACCCCGAAAUCGGCACCUAAAAGGUCGGUGAAGUUUAACAAGGGCUACACUGCACUCAACCAGACAGCUGAUGAGAACCUGGUCUCCCUCGACUCAGACAGUGACGGGGAGCCAGGAUCCAGAUGUUCCUCAGGAUACUCCUCUGCCGAGCAGGUGAACCAGGACCUGAGCCGGCAGCUGCUGCAGGAUGGGUACCACCUCGACGAGGUCCCCGAUGAUGAAGACCUGGAUCUCAUCCCCCCAAAACCAGUUGCUUCCUCUUCUUGCCCCUGUUGUUUCGGAGAAAAUCUCUCCUGUGUGAUCCAAUAGGUGCACAAGAACAGGUCAAAAUCCAGCACUUUCUUUGUCCCGUGGGACGGCUGUUGCUGUCUGUGUCCCAUGCUGGGAUGGUGACACAAUGACUGAACGAUUCUGCUUAUGGCAGAGACCAACUGACCCCACAGGACUUUUCUUUACACUCAGCAAUAUCAGGGAGAGGUGGCAUGGUGACAUUUUGGUGGUCUGGAUGGGACCUCUCACCUGCUGGGGUGGGAAAGAAGAGGCAGAGCCUGGCACCUCCAUGGAGGUGUAAAGGGAAGGAGUUAGGAGGUGCUGGGUUUGGGGCUAAUGGCUUGUUCCUGUUCUCCCCAGUGCUGCUUUGAUGCAGGUGGGGGACUGCCUAGACCCCCCCAUACCAGCUCCACACAGGGUUUGGAUGUGGGGGCCUGGGGACUUUGCUGCAAACCUUAAAAGCUGCCUUAAACCAUGGUCCUGCUCUACACCCUAGAGGACAAUCAGCUGCUUCAGUACAGAAACCUUAUUUAAAUAUUUCAUGUCUAGAGACCUGAACUGUUGGGGUUUUUUGUUUGUUUGUUUGUUUUGUUUGCUUCUGGGGUUUUGCUUUUGUACUUUACUUGUUAAAGGGAGCACUCAAUAAACUGAAUCUCAUUA
Pseudopipra pipra is the source of this 1200-nucleotide messenger RNA. It is a transcript of the gene FAM219B, whose product is annotated as family with sequence similarity 219 member B. The transcript has 6 exons. The record is from RefSeq and is a predicted model, not a curated record. Lineage: Eukaryota; Metazoa; Chordata; Aves; Passeriformes; Pipridae. Bases 22 to 579 code for a protein of 185 amino acids.